AUGACCUUGCGCUUGGAUGUCGCACAGCAGAAAUGCUUGAGCUUGCCUCUUGCGGAGGAUUUGGGCGUAGGCGCGAAUCCCUUGAAGAUGCUGGGAAUUGAAGUGGUUGAAGCGGGAUCAAAGUGCUCUCCGGGAUGUGCCCUUGCGCAGAUCGGUGGCAGCAUGCUCGCAGUGCACGGCGGCCUCUCCCCCUCCAUCCAUCACUUAGACCAGAUCCGGCUCUUGGACCGGUUCUUGGAGAUCCCGCACGACGGGCCGCUGGCGGACUUGGUGUGGUCGGACCCUGAUCCGGACAAAAGUGGUUUUGUCAUCUCGCCACGGGGUGCUGGCUACGUCUUCGGCCAGGAUGUGGCCCAAAAGUUCCUCCACGUGAACCAGCUCAGCCACAUCGUGCGCGCCCACCAGCUCUGCAUGGCAGGCUACCAGGUGCUCUUUGACGACACGCUCUCCACGGUCUGGAGCGCUCCAAACUACUGCUACCGGUUUGGGAACACGGCCUCCAUCCUGGAGAUCUCCGAGGAAGGGAGCCGCUUCUUCAAUGUCUUCGGCCCCGCCCCUGAGAGCGAGCGCUGGGGCCUGAGAAGAGCGCGCAGCUGA
Messenger RNA from Symbiodinium natans, 597 nucleotides. The record is from the annotation of a GenBank genome assembly. NCBI's taxonomy places the organism in Eukaryota, Dinophyceae, Suessiales, Symbiodiniaceae.